UAUCACACUCGAUUAUUAAAUCCCGUAACAGUAGAAGAAACCGACAUGAUAUUAAUCGACUUUAUCAUUUUGUGACAGCUCAGCCAGAUGUUUCCCAGGCAAUGUUGCUUUCGCAAAUUGGCCAAUAGCAGGUUUAACGCUUCACACUUUCUUUUCACGCCGCUUUCCAAUGAACUUACAGAUUCUUUGCCAUGCUUGAUGGCUAAGCUCCCGCACACUCUGUGGAGCGUGGAUGAUAACCCACCAUGUCAGACUACCGUCAAACUACACUCCUACUUACCUAGGUAUUCAAAAGCUACCGAUCUACCUCUACUUAUACGAAAUGGACGUAGCAGGGACUCUUGUCAACGGGCCCUUGAAAAUUUUUGCGGAGCAAAACCUCAGCUCAUCGCAAAAGAAGCUGCGCCACGGCGUCGAUAGCUCCGGAAACUUGUGUAACACGCAUACAUACAUCGUCACACAAAUAGAGGCACGGAUUUCUUAGAAGGUUCCCAACUUUCGAGUCUUACGAGCUACCCGGGCGUCGGCAUCACAAGGCAACGAUAUGGGAUUGAUUCAUGCAGGCUGUGGGAUACCUAACCUCGGAGUUACUAUCGCCGUCGCGGUGUUUACCAUUCUCCGUGUGGCUGACUUGGCUGACGCUGUCUCACUACCCCCUCCCACUGGGCCGUAUCAAGUAGGCGUCCGCAAGUACAUUAUCGAACAUUACAACGACCAUGAUCCAGUCGCGCCUAACAAUGUGAGCACGGCGUUCUUGGCUACUGUGUUCUACCCGACACUCGAUAAGCCUGGCGCCCCAAAACCAUACCUCAAUCCCGAGACGGCGGCCAUUUUUGAGCAAUUAUGGAACUACACGGCUGGGACUCUGUCGUCCAUUACAUCGACGAUUCAAGAGAAUGCGACGUUCAUGGAAAAGACAAUAUUCAUCAACGAAGAACCAAAAGUGAUUACUCCACCUUACCCAACCAUCCUAUUUGGUCCUGGAGCUGGCGGCCCACCAGUUGAGGGUGAUACAAUCAUCCUCUCUGAGCUAGCGUCCUACGGCUAUGCCGUCAUAGGGCUUGAUCACCCCUACGAGCAACCCUUCAUCCGAUUCCCUAACGGCACGGCAGUUGAGGGGAUCGUCAUCGACUAUAACUCGAUUGAGCUCAUCACGGAUAUAUAUGACACGCGCCUCGUAGACAAUGCAGCGCUCUUGGAGGCGCUCCCAGGAUUGAUACGCGAGCACCAAUUACCGUUCAAUAUCACCCACAUUGGUGCCUUUGGGUAUUCGCUGGGCGGUGCGGCAGCUUUGGGCUCAUUAAAGAGGUCCUCGAAUAUCGCUUCGGGUUUGAAUUUAGACGGCACCUUAUUCGGAGACCCAGCGUCGAAUACUAGUGCGGCCGAUGAGCAAAAACCAGCAUUCCUCUUUGGCAGCGAGUCUGCGCACGGUUCAUACACAGGUGACCCGACAUGGGCCUCAUUUCCAAACUGGCAGACGGGGCCAUACUGGAGGACCGCAGUAAACGGAUCGACGCAUCAUGACUACUGCGAUGACGGCUUCUGGAAGACACUUGAGCCCGGAGCAGACCAGGCAGCAGGGUCGAUAAAUGGUACUAGGGAGGUACAGAUUAUGAAUACCUACGUUAAGGCGUUCUUUGAUUACACAUUAUUGGGCAAGAAUUCAUCACUCUUGGAUGGGCCGUCUCCCGGAUUCCCCGAAGUAGCUUUCUUUGAUGAGUCGUAACGAGAUUCAAUACCUACCUAGUACAAAAUUCUCGGCCGCUGAUUACAAUUACCGAGGCUUAUACGCAAGCAAGCAAACUGAAUAAAAUACA
This is a messenger RNA of Hypoxylon trugodes, 1817 nucleotides long. RefSeq lists its product as uncharacterized. Lineage: Eukaryota; Fungi; Ascomycota; Sordariomycetes; Xylariales; Hypoxylaceae. The transcript is spliced from 2 exons. Bases 545 to 1726 code for a protein of 393 amino acids. Gene Ontology annotation, molecular function: 1-alkyl-2-acetylglycerophosphocholine esterase activity. The record is from RefSeq and is a predicted model, not a curated record.